CCCCCUCCUGUAUGUGUAGCCAGGGAUGACGCUCUUGGUGUUGGUGGUGCUAGCGGUGCUUGACUGCUGCCGUGGCUUUGUAGCAAUCCCUCCGGCACUGCCAUUACGUGUCACUCGGCCGGCCUGGUUGCCGUCAGCAGGAGUCACCUCUGGUUUGUCCAUGUCCACGCCUACGAUAUAUGGAGUUCCCAACAGCGGGUGGAAAUCCCCACAGUGGAACUGGGGAUCAGCCUCGGGGACCGGGCAUGAUUGCGCAGCGAUCUGCCGAAGGACAUAUGGAACGAAAGAAGCUCGGCAAGAGCUGGUCUCCAGCCUACUGUCGGGCGGGACUGCUGUUGAUUUUGAGGAAGUCAAGCUGACAAUGGCGCUAGCUUGGCAGAAUGGGCGGUGGGACGGGAGCGACGGCGGCGACGGUGGAUACGGAGACGUGCUGACGAUGAUGGCGCAGGCAAAGCGGUACGAGGAAGGCUCGGAAGAGGAGCGUGCACGCAAGCUUGUCGAAGACAUGCGGCCGAGGUUUGCUCUUUUGAGCCCAACCAAGGAGCAGAUGGUUGCGAUGGAUGAGCUGACCGCAGAUUCGAAUGAUGUACUCGCAGCACGCAAUCGAUGCUGUGGACUAGUUCUACAAGCAAUGGGAUUUGUUGAGAACGGUUGAUGGCCUACUCAACUAUGUCUGACAAAACGUAACUAUUUUUAAAUAGUACCCCAAUUGGCGAAUAACCCCCGUCAAACUUAGUAUUUCUGUACGAAGCUCGCCCCGGUUGAGACGUCGAGCGCGAUAGGCUAAUGAAGUCGCGUGCAGUUGUGCCUCCAGCUGUUUCAGGUCAAGGGAGGCUGCAGUCAGCACCCGUAGUGUGUGCGUGUGUUUUGUUGGAGUAUAGUAUAAUAAUUGGUGCAGAUGAGACUGGCUACUAGUCUAUUCUCUACUUCUCCUUCAGCAGCAAUGAACUCAUGGUUGACCUAUUUCUGAAUGGUGCGAUUUUGGUUUCAUGAUUAUCCGCGUUCAACAUGAUCCGUCGCAGUUUCACAUACAAUCUGUGCUUCACGCACCACACCCUCGCGCACAUGUACCCAGAUUGCCUCAAGAGAAACAAAACCGACCAUGUUUCAUGGGACACAUGGUGUGCCCUGU
Messenger RNA from Ectocarpus sp. CCAP 1310/34, 1132 nucleotides. Lineage: Eukaryota; Phaeophyceae; Ectocarpales; Ectocarpaceae. The record is from the annotation of a GenBank genome assembly.